AUGCAGGCUGACCUUGGCCAUCCCAAACCACGGAAAUUCGAAUGCUCGUCAGGUCGAUGCGCGGCCACCAGUACCUCCAAUGGUUGCAUAAUUAACCUUAAUUCAGACUCCGACGAAGAAUGGUUGACGUACGAAAAACUGACGGAGAUAGUUUUCCUUCGUUCCAAGGCGAAAUCAACCGAUCAUCGACCCGCGUUCUCACGUAACAAUCCUAAAAGAUCGCAAGCUAAAUCCGCGAACGUUAUACGACAUCAAUCGGUGAAAUUAACGAAGAACAAGAGCAUUGUUCUGAAAAAUGCGACUCAACCGGUUGUUUUCGAUAAACGGGCCGAUGGAGAUAAGGCUACCGAGAAUGUUUCGCCACUGCCGUUGAGGGCAAGCCUUUUCCCUCGUGUCUCGCCCUACGUUCUUUUCCAAAGUCACGAUCAUAUACCUAAAAAACUGCCGAAAGAUUUUGCUCGACUUCUUAAAUGGAAAUUUACCACAUCUAUGCCUAGGGUUUUAAUCAAAAUCUUAAUCAGUUCUGGAUACCAAGUGGUAAAUAAAGGGACUGACUGGUCCGGUGUUUGGAGCUUAUCCAGUAAAGACACGGCGAGAUAUCAACGUAUGAAAAGCUUUCAAAAGAUGAACAACAUACCAGGAUCUGAAAAUAUAGGCAACAAGGACCUGUUAUGGACGCACUUGAAUAGAAUGUCACAAAAGUUCGGCCCUCAGGAAUAUAACUUUAUGCCAAGAACGUACGUACUGCCGAAGGAGAUACAGAAAUUCGAAAGCAUGUGGAGCAGACACGGUAUGGGUACCACGUGGAUAAUUAAACCGCCGUCAGCGGGUCGUGGCCAGGGUAUCAAGAUUGUUAAUCAAUGGUGGGAGAUACCAAAGUGGCAUUCGGUAAUCAUUCAACGAUACAUCACCAGACCGAAACUCAUUAACGGCUUGAAAUUCGAUCUGCGAAUUUACGUUCUCCUAACAAGCAUUAACCCGAUGAGAAUUUAUGUCUACAAAGAGGGCUUGGUUCGUUUCGCCUCGGUCAGAUACGUUCGUGGAGCGAAUCUAAACGACAAAUACAUGCACCUGACCAACAGCAGCGUGAACAAACAAAAUCCAGCGUACGUAGUAAGCGAUGGAGUGAAUUCGUUCAAAGGACACAAAUGGUCCUUGGCGAGUUUAUGGUCGUAUCUGAAGCAGGAAAGGGUGGACGUCGCUGACCUAUGGUCUCGGAUCAAGGAUAUCAUCGUUAAGACUUUCAUAUCCGUGGAAUCGAGCAUGAACGCGACUAUUUUACAGAGUCUGGUCUCCAGUUACACCUGUUACGAAUUGUACGGGUUCGACGUACUUCUCGACGAGGGUUUAAGACCGUGGUUGCUCGAAGUGAACAUUCUACCGUCGCUGCAGACAGACUCGCCACUCGAUAUCGCUAUUAAGGGCCCUCUGGUGAAAGACGUGUUAAACGUGGCUGGCUACCAAAUCCCCAAGAACGAGCAAAUUUCGAGCAACGGUGUUUGCAAUAAAAAGUACGACUCGAUCGCCCAUAAUUACAGAUUGUACAGCACGGCCUUGAACCUUCCUGAGAAAAUGAAACAGAACGAAAUCAACGCGAUGCAGACUCGCGACGAAUACCUGGAUGGAAUCCUGCAGAAUUUGACGAGGGACGACCUGAGGCAGCUGAUCCGCUACGAAGACGAGCUCAGUCAAGCUGAUAACUUUGAGAAACUAUUCCCUACCAAGGAUUCUUAUUUGUAUUUCAAAUUCUUCGAGGUCGAAAGAUACUACGAUCGAUUACUGGACGCCUGGGAAUAUCGUUACUCCGAUAACAGAAAGGAAGGAAUUCGUAGACUGCAACGACAUUGCGAAACGAUGCAGCACUUAGAUCAAGCCACCGAUUGAACACAAACUUUGUCGUUCGUUCGUGCUUCGGUAUGGAAAUUAUCGUGUUAAUACGCCACUGAAAUCGCUUCAACACUAAUUAAAAUAAUUCACACGGAGCAAGGUCACUGGCGUGACGCGUUUACUUUCUGACGUAACGUACACGCCUGUUCCCAAGUAUAUUCGUAAGGGUAUUUUCUGGUUUCUUAUAAAAUCGUUUAAAUCACGAAGCGAAUGAUUAACCGAUCGUGAGUCUGAACUCGUUCGAGCUAACGCUGAAUAUAUGAAUUCUUUAUUUAUGUUAAUUUAUGUUAACAGAUAAUAAUAGUCAAAGGCAUCGAUAAUACCCUUGUUCAAUUUCCAAGUUCAAUCUCGCUUUCUACGAGCGUCCUUAAGAAAAUAUAAAAGCGAAGGAGAC
This is a messenger RNA of Bombus pyrosoma, 2281 nucleotides long. RefSeq names its product tubulin polyglutamylase TTLL4-like. Gene Ontology annotation, biological process: microtubule cytoskeleton organization; protein polyglutamylation. The transcript is spliced from 4 exons. NCBI's taxonomy places the organism in Eukaryota, Metazoa, Arthropoda, Insecta, Hymenoptera, Apidae. Gene Ontology annotation, cellular component: cilium. Gene Ontology annotation, molecular function: tubulin binding; tubulin-glutamic acid ligase activity. The record is from RefSeq and is a predicted model, not a curated record. Bases 1 to 1884 code for a protein of 627 amino acids.